AUGAAGCUCACAGUGCUCUUGACUUCAAUCUCUUUUAUUCUCCCUUCCAUCUCUCACCCGCUUGAAGAGCGAGACGGCCCUCAAACUGUCCACCUAACCUUCCACGGCGGCCCUGCGUCCUACGAGAUGACGAUCCCCGCUGAUGGACAGGUGUAUCCCACCAAUAACGACAUCGCAGUCAACAUCAUCGACGCGCCAGAUUACAACGCCCUCUCCCAGUGCACAUUCUACACAAACGGCGAGAAGGCCCUGGUCGGCGGCAUCACGCCCCAGGGCCUCCAACAGGUCAUCAUCGGACCCCCGCAGCCCGUCACCGGCGUCAGCUGUCUCGGGAUCUGUGUCCCGGUGUACGGGGAGUGCUACGACCUCAAUGAGCAGUAUGUCGGGCCGUGCUGUAACGGCUUCUGCGCGGCGACGCGGUGCAGGCCGUGGAUUCAGCCUUAUUAG
Molecule: messenger RNA, 447 nt
Organism: Colletotrichum orchidophilum
Lineage: Eukaryota; Fungi; Ascomycota; Sordariomycetes; Glomerellales; Glomerellaceae
Exons: 2
Coding region: 1-447 (148 amino acids)
Source: RefSeq, a predicted model, not a curated record